AUGUCGCAAUUUUAUGUAACCUCAUCCAGGAUUGGCCUUGCAGAUGGCCAUAACAUUAGGGUUUACGCGAAGAAGCGUCUGACGAUGGUAUGCACGAUCAUGCUCGCAAGCAUCGUCGCCGCCUGUGGUGGUCUGUUUAUAGCAUGGAUAGCACUAGACGUGUAA
Molecule: messenger RNA, 165 nt
Organism: Paracoccidioides brasiliensis Pb18
Exons: 2
Coding region: 1-165 (54 amino acids)
Source: RefSeq, a predicted model, not a curated record